CUGGGCCCAAUACCCAGUCUUUAAUAUAUUAAGUCUUCAAUAUAUUUCUGCAGAAUGAAUUAGAGCUCAUGACUGGAGGAGCAUAACCUUGCGGAGAAAGAGGAGAGGGGCAGGAGGGAGGAGGAGGCAGGGUCUGAAGACCUGGGAGCUUGCUGUGGGAAGAUGCCAUCCCACUGCUGCAUUCUGCCACGAGGCGGCACUGCUCUGAAGAGCCAGCCAGUCCGUUUGGGGGCUGAGGCCGACAGCCUGAGACUAAAGAGGAAACUCACCAGGAGGCAGACAUUGCCCCACGGGCCCUCCCAGCCUGGUUACUGGCCACACUCUGGCCUGAUGAGAGAGCCAAGUCUUCAGGAGGUUGCUGGCCCCAGGUCUCUCCCCAGUGACUGAUGAUGUUAAACCCUACAUUCUGUGAUUGGUUUAGACAAAAUGACAAGGGUAACUAUUGGACAUGAGCUGGUGAAACAGGAUCUAAGCUACCCUCUAGGGGCGGGACCUGGGGGACUUGGGUAGCUGGGUUGGUAGCUCCUGCCUACUGUGUGGUGUGAAGACAUGGCUCAUGGGCAGAGCCAAGGAGCUGUGCUGCUGCAGCUGCUGCAACUUCUGUGGCUGCUGCCCCACUCCGGGGCCAUCCGGGAAGUUCCUACUCCAGUGUGGCAGGAUGACCUGCAGAACCACACGUUCUUGCACACCGUGUACUGCCAGUAUGGGAAUCCCAGCAUGGGGCUCUCUGAGACCUAUGAUGAGGACCAGCUUUUCUCCUUUGACUUUUCCCGGAACACCCGAGUUCCUCGCCUGCCUGAAUUUGCCAAGUGGACUGAGGAACAGAGCGAUGCCUCUGCCAUCUUGUUUGACACAGGGUUCUGCCAGAUGAUGGUCCAGCAAAUAGGCCCACAGCUUGAUGGGAAAAUCCCAGUGUCCAGAGUGCCCCAGAACGCACUGCCCUCAGAUCUCCUGGAGAAUGUGCUGUGUGGCCUGGCCUUUGGCCUGGGUGUCCUGGGCAUCAUUGUGGGCACUGUCCUCAUCAUCUACUUCCGCAAGCCUUGCUCAGGUGACUGAUUCUUCCAGACCAGAGUUUGAUGCCAACAGCUUCAGCCAUCCAGAGGGUGCUCAGGUUUCCUACAUCCUGCUCCGGAUGUGUCCUUCUCAGAAGGGAAGAAGUCCCUGGGAUCCCCCAGGGCGUAUGUGUGUGGGUUUCCCAGCUGGGGGCUCUGCUGUCCCUGGUCUGCAUCCUGGGGAGGCCAGCGUGACCUGCCUGUCACAACCACGUCCCUUCUCACUUCAAGGCAAUAAAUCUCCUUUCUGAA
Molecule: messenger RNA, 1304 nt
Organism: Lemur catta (Ring-tailed lemur)
Lineage: Eukaryota; Metazoa; Chordata; Mammalia; Primates; Lemuridae
Product: HLA class II histocompatibility antigen, DM alpha chain
Exons: 4
Coding region: 550-1056 (168 amino acids)
Biological process (GO): immune response; positive regulation of T cell activation; antigen processing and presentation of exogenous peptide antigen via MHC class II
Cellular component (GO): membrane; MHC class II protein complex
Molecular function (GO): MHC class II protein complex binding
Source: RefSeq, a predicted model, not a curated record